AUGACUCCAAAUAGAGAAGCAUUGACGACACUUUCGCCCAACCACGAGAUCGACCACAUGACGCAAGCUACCUGCAGAUUGUAUCCAAUCUUCCAGAACACCAAGAAUGGACGCGUCUCGACAACUCCAAAAACGCGCCGCAAAUCGUGUGUUAAUUCCCCAGACAAAUCCAGUCCCAGCAGCAGCGAGUCCUCAAAGCGUGCGCGUGUCUCCCUCAACCCUUCAUCUGGCGUCGGCCGUGAAAACAUAGCGCACUACUUUGCCCCACGUACCCCUCUCCGCCAGGGGGCCUCUGGUGCCAGCUUGGUCAAGGACACGGGCCCACCAGCUCCACCACCAACCAAGUCUGUUCCUAAUGUGUGGCGUAGGCAGCGGCGGCGCCUAGGGCAACCAUCCUCGCGUGGUUUGUUAGGUCCUCACGCACACUCAACCUUCCUCACUUCACUCACAACUGGCAUGUCCAACACUCCUCAUCACCGCCCAAGCAGCAUCACCCUCCCUUCCUUGAACAGCGCGAUGGGCGACCGUGAUCACGAUCCAGCGCUGGUCGUUACCUUCAACAACGCCGCCAAGAUCCUGGCCGGCGAGGAUGCCUCAGCAACCGGGAGGCGGCGUCUUCUGGCCAUUGGAGGCGAGGAAGGCGCAAUCCGGAUUGUUGACGUCGACCAGCCUCUCGAGAGUGACGCGCCCGAUUACUGGUGGAGUGCCCACAACAACGGCAUCUUCGACCUCAAGUGGACCAGAGACGAUGAACGCCUUCGAUCUGUCUCCCGUACGAUCACCAGCCUCGUCUCGCUGGAGUCGAUGCCUGGCAUUCUUGCCUCCGGUGGCUCCUUUGACGGCGUCGUUAAACUCUGGGAUGUUCGCGUUCCCGCUCCCAUGUCCUCUCAGCGUCCCAAGGCCACCUCGGCGGGCGACCUCCCUGACCCAACGGUGUCUGGCGCGAACCCUUCGCGUCGCCCACGGUCCGUGAAUGCUCUCUGCGAGGACCCACGUACUGGCGACCUCUACACCCUCUGUGGCGAUUCCCAGAUCCACGUCCUUCGACCGUCUGCGGCUCACGCUAUGGAUCCAUUCGAGGCGAUUCUGCCCUACAGCGUGUGGUUCUAG
This is a messenger RNA of Cutaneotrichosporon cavernicola, 1110 nucleotides long. RefSeq lists its product as uncharacterized. Gene Ontology annotation, biological process: proteasome-mediated ubiquitin-dependent protein catabolic process. The record is from RefSeq and is a predicted model, not a curated record. The transcript has 5 exons. Gene Ontology annotation, cellular component: nucleus. NCBI's taxonomy places the organism in Eukaryota, Fungi, Basidiomycota, Tremellomycetes, Trichosporonales, Trichosporonaceae. The coding region runs from base 1 to 1110 and encodes 369 amino acids. Gene Ontology annotation, molecular function: protein binding; protein-macromolecule adaptor activity.